Molecule: messenger RNA, 1308 nt
Organism: Aspergillus pseudotamarii
Lineage: Eukaryota; Fungi; Ascomycota; Eurotiomycetes; Eurotiales; Aspergillaceae
Product: SMP-30/gluconolactonase/LRE family protein
Exons: 1
Coding region: 1-1308 (435 amino acids)
Source: RefSeq, a predicted model, not a curated record
AUGGUGUAUCGUAAUACGUUAUCUCUAAUGUUGGCCACCACUUUGGCCAACGCAGCUGCCAUUAUUCCACGUGGAACGACGACAUCCUUGCCCACACCAUCCUCAAUAGUAGUUCCAAAUGACCCUAUAGUCCGCCCUUGCAUCGCCCCUGGUGUCGUGUGUUUGAAACAGCAUGCCGCUAAUCUCCCAUAUCCCUUCCACCGUGCUGCUCCCGACGGCAGAGACAUCCCGACCUAUGGCGACACUGAAGUACCCGCGGAUGCCUCCUGGCAAAAUGUAUCAACGGCCGACUUCAUUGUUUUUGACGAGUCCCGUGCAGCAGAGGUCCUAGGAGACUCUCCCAGCGUGGAGUUUGUUUUCUCCGUGGACGCUAACCACAUACACGAGUCCCCUGUUUUCGUCCCAACCCAGAACCGAAUCUACUUCUCAGAGCUCUCAACAAACCUCCCCCAAUUUACCAUCGACCUCAAUCAAGAUCCUCCCUCUCUCUCGUACUUCACCGCCGACCCACCCAUCUACAUCCCCAACGGAGGCUUCUAUCACAACAACACCGUCUACUUCUCCGUGGCAGGAAGUAACACCUCUAUCCCCGGUCUAGGUGAACAACGACCCGGUAUCGUCACCUUAGAUCCAGCAACUAACAAAUCCACAACACUCCUAAACAACUACUAUGGCUUGACCUUCACCGACUGCGACGACCUCAUUGUCGAUCCGGAAACCGGCUUCAUCUGGUUCACCGCCCCUUAUUACUCCUGGUGGUUGGAGCUCGCCGAUAUACCCCCGCAGACCAAGUCAGGAACAUAUCGAUUCGACCCAGCCACGGGGUCGACGGUCAUCGCAAAUGACGACAUGUUCUCACCCAACGGAAUCGCACUCAGCCCAGACCGUCGAUACAUGUACAUCAGCGACUCAGCAGCCUCUGGACUCUCGGCGCCCAUCUCACCCGACGUUCCCAGUCCCGGCGGCGCAGGAAUCUUAUACAAUGUUACUGGCACCCGCGCAAUUUACAAGUUCGAUCUCGUUGACAACGGUCGCGCAAUCAUCAACAAGAGGCCUAUCUACUAUGAUGCCCUUGGUUCUGUUCCGGAUGGACUCAAAGUUGCGCGCAAUGGGUACGUUGUUACGGCGACUGGGAACGGAUUGAACGUGAUGGAUGAAUAUGGAGAUAUGAUUGUGCGUGUGCAGACGAAUUUCACGGUUAAUAAUUUCAUCUGGUCGGAUGCUAAUGAGUAUCGGGAGGUGUGGAUGAUUGGUAUGGGUGGUGUUGCUCAUUUGAAGUGGGGUCUGCAGGGUCAGGAGGCUGUCUGA